AUGGAGGCAAAAAAACACUCCCCCGCCGCUAGCACUGCCGCUUGUAAUAACUCUGAAUCAGAUGCUAUUAAAUGGAAACGGAAGGCCAAACAGCGGAAAGAAGAAAUUCUUAGACUUAAGGAAGAUCUCAAAAUUGCUGAAGAUGGGGUGCAUCAAGAUGUAUUUCCACAACAUGUGUCGUGCAAAUGCUAUUUCUAUGAUACCCUGGGGCAGCUAAGCCCCAUGCAUGAAUCUGAUCAAGAUAGGUGUAGUGAUGUGCUUCGUCGGAGAUUUCUCAGACAAGUGAGGUUAAGAGAGCGGAAGAGGAGCAGAUGUGAUGGCUCAUUGUUAAGAUCGUCUAUUCCAGUAUCUACUGCUCCUGCUACUUUUAAUAUACUUGCAGAAAUUGCAAUUGAAAAUGAAAUGGAGCAACUGAGAGCUUCAGUAGAUUUUCUUGUGGAGCUUUGUGAGACUUCCUCUCCUCUUGAAGUAGAGGAAGGCAAUUUCAAGAACUGGUCACAUCAAGCUGUAGAUUUCAUUCUUGCCACAUUAAAGGCUCUUUCGUCUACUGGAAAGAUAGAUGAGACAAUUGAAAGCAUUGCAAGUAGCUUAAUUGUGCGUUUGGUGCGAAGGAUGUGCAAUGGAUCAGAAGGAGAUGAAUUGCAUCAUUGUCACAACAAUUUCCAAGUUUAUGUUCAGCACUUGUUGCGUAAGCUUGGAAGUGACCAUUACCUUGGCCAGCGUGUGAUCCUUUCAGUUUCUCAGAGAAUUUCUAUAGUUGCAGAAAGUUUACUCUUUAUGGAUCCAUUUGAUGGUUCCUUUCCCAGAAUGCAUAAUUAUAUGUACUUAAUGAUUCAGCUUCUCGAGUUUCUGAUUUCCGACUACUUACUUUCAUGGUCAACUAGUCAAGACAUUGAUUUAAGGCUUCUAGAAGAAUGGGUGAUAUCUAUUUUCCAUGCUCGGAAAGCCUUGGAGCUCCUGGAGAGCAGGAAUUCACUUUACAUGCUAUACAUGGACCGUGUAGUGGGGGAUUUGACUAGACUUCUGAGUCAAGUUUCCUUUGUUCAGAAGCUACGACCCGAUACUCUUGCUAAGCUGUUUGGCUGAUUGCUGCACUAUGAACAAACUCUCUUGUUGGAUUGCGAGAAGGCAGUGAGAUAUAUGACAAGGAAGAGGUGCACAGCGCGUGUGGAAUCGUGUUUCUCCAUAGACGUUGAGACAAUCAAAUGGAGAUUGGUUAUUCAUUGCGUUUCUGGCACUCCAGCUUAUAAGCUACUUUGCCUGCCGUCUCCAGAAUCUUGACAAAUACCCGAUCAUUAACUGCAAACUACAUAUUGAAAUAUGCCUCACAAAUCUGUGAACAUCAUUUUUCACCCCAUCCGGAAACAGCUUCUAAGUCCUUGUGGGGGUAUUAUUGAACUCCAGAAUGUCCUCCUAAUCAACUGCUUUAAUGAGAUGGAUGACUUUCCAGCAUGCA
Sesamum indicum (sesame) is the source of this 1456-nucleotide messenger RNA. The record is from RefSeq and is a predicted model, not a curated record. Lineage: Eukaryota; Viridiplantae; Streptophyta; Magnoliopsida; Lamiales; Pedaliaceae.